GGCGUUUGCACCCCAAGCGAGUUUUUGUUUAGGUUGCCCGCUUAUGAGGUUGGCUCGGUGAAGGCUGAGGCGAUUGUAGUGUAACUUUACCUUCCAAGCUACCCUCAGCACUGCCAAUGCGCCUAGCAGCGAGCAGUGUUUCCACGCUGGGGCAGCUGAAGUCUGAGACUCCACACCAAAGGCGGGAGAGGCUGGGACGGGGGCGGGCCAGGCUGAGUUAUGGGCGGGGUCUGACGGUGGGGGCGGUGCCUCCGGGCUCCCAGGCGGGGCCUCAGUUAACUGCGUUGAGCACAGGGCGCCGAGAGCGCGGAGUAGAGCGGCACCCACUCCGGAGAAGUGGAGCUGAGAUCGCGCCGUCCCAACCCGCUCACCAGAGUCCACGCGGUUCCCGCACCCUUACCCCUGCUGAUCCUUGCAAGGCGCGACUGGCGGCCAUGCAGCCCCGGCGUUGAGGCGGCCCCAUGGCAAAGCCGGCGGUCCCGGCUACGACGGCGCAUGGAGAACUUCCGUAAGGUGCGCUCCGAGGAGGCGCCGGCGGGAGGCGGGGCCGAGGGGGGCGGCCCGGGCUCCGGUCCCUUUGCAGACCUGGCGCCGGGCGCCGUGCAUAUGCGGGUCAAGGAGGGCAGCAAGAUCCGGAACCUGAUGGCCUUCGCCACAGCCAGCAUGGCGCAGCCAUCCACGCGCGCCAUCGUCUUCAGCGGCUGUGGCCGGGCCACCACCAAAACCGUCACGUGCGCGGAGAUCCUCAAGCGCCGCCUGGCGGGCCUGCACCAGGUCACGCGGCUGCGCUACCGGAGCGUGCGCGAGGUGUGGCAGAGCCUCCCGCCUGGGUCCACGCCGGGUCAGACUACUAGCGAGCCGGCCGCCAGUCUCAGUGUACUUAAGAAUGUUCCCGGGCUUGCCAUACUACUUUCCAAGGACGCACUGGAUCCACGACAACCUGGCUACCAGCCUCCAAAUCUCCAUCCCAGUCCCUCUUCCCCGUCAACCGCGCCAACGUCCAAGAGGAGCCUAGGGGAGCCUGGAGCUGGAGAAGGCUCUGCGAAGCGGUCGCAGCCUGAGCCAGGAGCUGCAGACGAGGACGAGAAGGCCUGACUGAGAACCCUAGACUCCAGUCUUGGGGUCACCUAGACAGACAGUAUCGUACUCCUGGUACCUCCACCUUCAGAUGCACCUCCAGCCUUUCAUGAGUCGGUCCUCUGGAGCCCACAGUCUGGACACAGCUCCUCAGACAGGUAGCAUGAACCCCCAAGGUGACAAGAGAAGGCCCCAGGGUACCGUACUACAUGAGGAAGCUUAGUGGGAUGGGGCCCUCCUACAGCUGUGUUGCCUGAAGAUGUGGAACUCCACCUUCACUUGUUCUGGGCUAUCCUGGGAACUUCUUCAGGAAGGGGAGGGUGGGCAACCUGGACUCUUUGAACCUUAUUUGGAACCUUCAAGGGUUAAAGACACUCACUCUCCCCUAAUUUGGCCUGGAUCAUGAAGGGGACCUGGAUCCAGGAAGUCUGGGAGAGCCCUCGAAUCACUCCCACCACAGAGAGAAGGGGGAAGAGGGUAAGAAACUGACUGCCUGAGGGCGGGGGAGUCUGAGAUGUGGGGGUCCUAUUCUGCCCCCAACCCUGAGACAGUGUCCUUUCUAGUUUUCCUUCCCCUGCCUCUGAGGGGCAUCCUGAGAUUUCAGUGGCAGAGGCAUCUCUGGGGGCUCCACCCCUUUUCACAUCUCCCUUCCCUAUGCUGGCUGAGAGGGAGAAACCCAGUACAGAACUCUCCAUGCCUCCUUCCCUGAGCCCCGCAGCUGGAAUCUUGCUUCCAA
Messenger RNA from Nycticebus coucang (slow loris), 1813 nucleotides. It is a transcript of the gene RPP25, whose product is annotated as ribonuclease P and MRP subunit p25. NCBI's taxonomy places the organism in Eukaryota, Metazoa, Chordata, Mammalia, Primates, Lorisidae. Bases 496 to 1095 code for a protein of 199 amino acids. Gene Ontology annotation, cellular component: ribonuclease MRP complex. Gene Ontology annotation, biological process: tRNA 5'-leader removal. Gene Ontology annotation, molecular function: RNA binding. The record is from RefSeq and is a predicted model, not a curated record. The transcript has a single exon.